Molecule: messenger RNA, 1170 nt
Organism: Arabidopsis thaliana (thale cress)
Lineage: Eukaryota; Viridiplantae; Streptophyta; Magnoliopsida; Brassicales; Brassicaceae
Product: target of trans acting-siR480/255 protein
Exons: 4
Coding region: 125-967 (280 amino acids)
Biological process (GO): response to heat
Cellular component (GO): nucleus; cytoplasm
Source: RefSeq, marked reviewed
AAUAGGGUUACACGCGAGUGCUUUCUCAUUUGGCAACUUUCUCUGAUUUUUCUCUACGCGAGCGGCGAUUGCGACUAUCAUUUCCUUGUGAAUUCUCGUCUGUCUCCGGGAUAAGUGAUUGCAGAUGGCUGAGCGAUUAUUACAAUCUAUGUCAAGGGUGGCUGGCCGAUGUCAUCCAGAUUGCGUAAAAGCAAGUGAUGAGCAAGAAGAUUACCAUGCAUCUCAAAAUGCAGCUUUGGUAGCUGUGAAUCUGAUUAGCUCUGCAAGGUUAAUACUGAAACUCGACGCUGAGUUUACUGAGUACUCAGCUCAGUUUUUGAUGGACAAUGCUGGAAAGGAAGACGACCCGGGAGAAGUGGAUCAACAACGCAAUCAGGUCACGACCGAAAACUGCCUUCGCUACUUGGCCGAAAACGUUUGGACCAAGAAGGAAAAUGGGCAGGGAGGAAUGGAUCAACAACGCCCUGUGCUCACUGUCAAAGACUGCUUGGAACUUGCUUUUAAAAAAGGGCUGCCGAGAAGAGAACACUGGGCACAUUUGGGAUGUACCUUCAAGGCUCCCCCAUUUGCUUGUCAGAUACCUCGCGUUCCUGUGAAAGGAGAAGUGGUUGAGGUUAAGACUUUUGAUGAAGCAUUCAAGCUGUUGGUGCAUCAACCCAUUGGAGCAAAACUGCAUUUGUUCAGUCCGCAGAUUGAUAAUGUUGGAGAGGGAGUUUACAAAGGCCUCACGACAGGUAAUGAAACACACUAUGUUGGACUUAGAGAUGUGCUAAUAGCUUCAGUGGAGGAGUUCGAGGGAGAUUCUGUUGCUAUUGUGAAGAUCUGCUACAAGAAGAAGCUUUCAUUUAUCAAAGUGUCUUUGAGCGUUAGGUUUCUCUCAGUAGCACAUGAUGGUGAUAAGUCUAAGUUCAUAGCGCCAACAGGUCUGCUUGUUGACUUCUGUGUCCCGCGCUUAUCUAUCAACUAAACCAAAAGCUGAGAUCUUGGUAAGUAUCUGGACUAUAUGCUAGAUGUGGAACUUGUUUGUGGUGCUACAAUAAGAGUUGUUUUAUGAGACUAUUUUCUUUAAGUUAAGAAGUCAAGUAUCUUGAAAACCAUAUCCUAUUUGUGGAACUUGUUUGUUGUCCGACAUUAUGAUUGUCUUAGGAUGAACUUUUAUCUAUAAGUUGA